Molecule: messenger RNA, 1451 nt
Organism: Lotus japonicus
Lineage: Eukaryota; Viridiplantae; Streptophyta; Magnoliopsida; Fabales; Fabaceae
Product: GDSL esterase/lipase At1g74460-like
Exons: 5
Coding region: 134-1240 (368 amino acids)
Molecular function (GO): hydrolase activity, acting on ester bonds
Source: RefSeq, a predicted model, not a curated record
ACAUAAUUGAUUUCUACUUCAAAAUAACAAUUAACCCAUGUGCUUACAUCAUUAUUAAUAGACCAAUUCUGCGGAGCAGAAUUGCUAUAACUACUUGAGAAGAUAGAACUUGAAGAGACAUCACCAUACAAACAUGAAGUUUGAUCUGGUGCUAGUUAUUAUAGCAACCAUCAUUUUUGGAAUUGGGUUUGAAGGAUGCGAGUGCAAGAUUGUGCAGUUCAUUUUUGGAGACUCUCUGUCGGACUCUGGAAAUAACAAGUACCUCUCCAAAAGCCUUGCUCAGGCAAGUUUGCCUUGGUAUGGUAUUGAUAUGGGAAAUGGGCUCCCUAAUGGGAGGUUCUCUAAUGGCCGCACGGUUGCUGAUAUAAUAGGAGACAAUAUGGGGCUUCCUAGGCCUCCUGCAUUCCUGGACCCAUCUUUAAGUGAAGACAUUAUAUUGGAAAAUGGAGUGAAUUAUGCUUCUGGUGGAGGUGGCAUAUUGAAUGAAACUGGCGGAUAUUUUAUUCAAAGGUUUUCUCUCUACAAACAAAUUGAGCUGUUUCAGGGGACACAAAAACUAAUUACUAGCAAAAUUGGAAAAGAGGAAGCAGAGAAGUUUUUCCAAGAAGCUCGUUAUGUUGUUGCUUUAGGCAGUAACGAUUUCAUCAACAACUACUUGAUGCCAGUUUACAGUGAUUCUUGGACAUACAAUGAUCAAACCUUCAUGGACUACUUAGUAGGGACACUAGGAGAUCAACUGAAGAUACUGCAUAGCCUUGGAGCAAGGCAAUUGAUGGUGUUUGGGCUGGGCCCAAUGGGCUGCAUUCCCCUGCAAAGGGUUCUUAGUACAUCUGGGAAUUGUCAAGAGAAAACAAACAACUUGGCUCUUAGCUUUAAUAAAGCUACAAGCAAGUUAAUAUAUGACUUGGGAAAAGAAUUGCCCAAUUCAAGCUACAGAUUUGGAGAUGCAUAUGAUGUUGUUCAAAAUGUGAUUAGCAACCCAAGCAAGUAUGGAUUCGAAAACGCAGACUCACCCUGUUGCUCGUUCGGGAGAAUUCGACCGGCUCUUACUUGCAUCCCUGCAUCGACGCUGUGCAAAGAUAGAAGCAAGUACGUGUUUUGGGACGAGUACCAUCCCUCAGACAGCGCAAAUCAACUAAUUGCGAAUGAACUCAUCAAGAAAUUUGGAUUUAAGCGUGUCGAUGAAACCGGAGGUCCAUCUCCAUCACCUGACGUUGCUCCAUCUCCGGAUGAUUCUUGAUAUAACACAAGGUUUUCUUGCCUAAUGCUUUGCUUGCUUUUGUUUGUAAUGAAAGCAAGUUUGUUUCUGUUCCUUGAUCAGUCUGUUAUACUAAUUGUCUUGUUAAGGUUUGAGUUUGUCAAUUGUCAUGAAUGAUAAAGAGUAAUAUAUAGUAACAAAGAAACUUGUGUUAUUCCCAUGAAUGUGAAAUUAUAUAUUAAGCCCGAUUCUA